AAGUGCAUAUGUAGUGUGACGGCAAGAAAAGAUUUUAUCCUGAAUGAGACCGAGGUAGGAACCCUCCUACAACUAGACUUGAAUUCCCAUCCCAACCGCGACGAAGACAUGUUAGCAGAACCAACUGGACUUAGCAUGACAAGCCUUGUUCAUUCCCCGAGCCAUCAGUUGGAGAUGUAUUUGAAGCAGAAUGGGUUUGGAAAUUUUGUCUCCCGUUUAGUCUCAACAGCUGGUGGUGAGAGUGAAUGCCGCCCACCUGAUGAUGGCCGGCAAGCAGCUUUUGCCAGCGAGCAGCAAGACAAGGGUGAUGAAAGGUGA
Molecule: messenger RNA, 318 nt
Organism: Ilex paraguariensis (yerba mate)
Lineage: Eukaryota; Viridiplantae; Streptophyta; Magnoliopsida; Aquifoliales; Aquifoliaceae
Source: the annotation of a GenBank genome assembly